AUGUCCCUCGUUCUGUUGUCCCUCGUCCUCGGCUUCGGCCUGCGGGUUUUCCUGCUCUCCCUGGGCAUCCCAUUUGGAUCAGCGGCAUUCAUUGGGGUGUUUGAAGGAGUGGGCCUCUAUCGCACACUUUUAACAGAGCCCUUGGUCGACUCUCUUCUGCUCUGUGGCCUACGACUAGGCUUUGAUCUUGUUUUCACGACUCUCCAUGCACUUACGCUGCUUUCAACACUUGCCCUCUCAUUCGUCCUCUCCGAUACUGCCAGUAGGACACAGCCCGAGGAUGUACGCCGCAUUCGGCGAAGGACAUUGCGCUAUUUGCGUUCACUGGGCCAGACUGUCGUGGAGUCGGACUACUGGAAGAAAAGGAAAUCGGUGACGAUUGAAGACGCGGCGGAUGAUGUGUCAGACGACGAUGAAGAACUUGACCAACCACCCGUGGCCAGUCCUCGCAGCCCAAGAAGUCCUCGAGUUUCGCGGAGUUCCCGUUCAACUCGCCCUGCCAUACCUGCGCUGCAGGUAGCAGCAGCCCCCUCCAAUGUUAGUCACGGGGAUGAGCUGUUAACGCCAAGUUCACUGGCAGCUUCUUACACGAAUCGAUCGCCACCCAUCUUCAAUCUCCCCGACGAUGAUAUAAUCGAAGAGGAGAGCGACGAACUCCAAACACCAUUAGAGCUCAACAUCGUUGGCCUCCCCCCAGCCAACAACAUAACCAUCUCCCUUGUUCGGGAGCCCUCUGACGAGCACCUCGAGACCGCUGCUCUCCGGGAACCUCCUCCCAUACCACCAGAGCCAGAUGUUCUGUCACCGGGGACCGAGUUUAGCGAGCUUUCCAACGUCGAAGCCAAGGCAAUAUUUGCCAACGCCGAGAAUAUGCGCAAGGAAGCGCGCGACACAGAAGAGGAAAAGCGGAAGUUGGAUCUACAACUGAAGAAGGCCGUGAAGGAAAAGCGUACUAAAGACGCUUUUCUGUUACGGCGCGAUAUUGAGUUGUUGGAAGAAAAGAUCAAGAAACUGCAUGCAGGUGCUGCUCGUCGGUAUUACCGCUCUGGGAAUCUCUCCGGUUCAGACGACGUUCCUGUCGAUGUCCAUGGACUUUUCAUACCAGAAGCUGUUAAAAUCGUCGAAACUGCCCUACACGAGGCUCUCAAGGCUGGUCGGAGCGAAAUCAAGGUUAUCGUAGGCAAAGGAAAGCAUUCAAAGGAUGGAAAGGCCAAGCUGCGGCCAGCUAUCAUGGAAGAAAUGGAGAAACAAGGAAUCGUUUGCCGUGUUCAAGACAACAACACUGGAAUGCUUGUCUUAACAGUUCCUUCAUGA
Mycena indigotica is the source of this 1314-nucleotide messenger RNA. Its product is annotated as Smr domain-containing protein. The transcript is spliced from 3 exons. The record is from RefSeq and is a predicted model, not a curated record. The coding region runs from base 1 to 1314 and encodes 437 amino acids. Lineage: Eukaryota; Fungi; Basidiomycota; Agaricomycetes; Agaricales; Mycenaceae.